Molecule: messenger RNA, 4477 nt
Organism: Cololabis saira (Pacific saury)
Lineage: Eukaryota; Metazoa; Chordata; Actinopteri; Beloniformes; Belonidae
Gene: tgfbr2l
Product: transforming growth factor beta receptor-like
Exons: 8
Coding region: 113-1858 (581 amino acids)
Biological process (GO): protein phosphorylation; cellular response to growth factor stimulus; transforming growth factor beta receptor signaling pathway
Cellular component (GO): signaling receptor complex; plasma membrane
Molecular function (GO): metal ion binding; SMAD binding; type I transforming growth factor beta receptor binding
Source: RefSeq, a predicted model, not a curated record
AGUGUGUUUGCGCACACCAGAGAGAGGCUCUCGGGCUGGAUCCACGGACGCGGGGACGCAUCGACCGAGGGACCGAGGGAAGGAGCCGCCGACCCCCGCCGACCCCCGCAGCAUGGCCCGCCGCGGGCCGCUCUGGAUCCCGCUGCUGCUGGCGCUCUCCGCCUGCCGUUUGCCAGCUGUUGUCCAGUCUUUCAGCCACCUGAAAUCCAACCUGUGUAAGUGGUGCGAGGUGUCCAGUCCAGCGUGCAAAGACAGCAUCUGUUUCAGCAACUGCAACCUGUCCUCUUUCUGCAACGUCAUCGAUGAGAUCUGCAUCGCCAUAUGGAGGAAGACCAAUGAAACAAUGACUGUGCGCACAAUGUGUCACAAUCCAAGUCUGCCGCUGAACGGCGUCGACCCCAACCUGCUGCAGAACUUCACCUCCACCAAGUGUCACAUGGUCCCUCAGCCAACCGAGGACGGAGCCAUGAUGGUCUGCGGCUGCCAGAGCGAACACGAAUGUAAUGACAAACUCAUCUUUGACAAGGGAGCCAACGGGUUCUCCAGGCUGCAAAGUAAGGAUGUAAUCCCAGUGGUGGUCGUCAGCUUGGUGCCUCUAAUCUUGGUGGCCAUAGUCGCUGCCGUUGCCUUUUACUUCUACCGCAUGCGGCGCCCGGACAAACCAGGCCCUCCAGCGCGCCCUGACUGGCCCACUAGACGAACCCCGGAGUUCUACCAGGCUUUGGACCUGCCAUGUGGGGGACUAGGAGCACGAGGUGGAGGUGGGCAGGAGGAGUCUAAUACCAAGGUCCCACCUCUGAACAAUGACGACAUUAGUGAUAAAGACUGGCCAAAUCAACAGAGUGAGCUGCUGCCCAUCAAGCUGGAGAUGCUGGUGGGAAAGGGGCGCUUUGCUGAGGUGUGGAAGGGGCUCCUGCUGCAGGGCGAGAAGGGCGGCGUUGACAGCUAUGAGACUGUGGCGGUGAAGGUGUUCCCAGCCGUGGAGUACGUUUCAUGGAGAAACGAGUGCUCCAUUCUCUCUGACCCCACGUUGCUCCACGACAACGUUGUUCAGUUCCUGGCAGCGGAGGAAAGGGGCCCGUCUAGCCACGCGCUCCGGACCUACUGGCUGGUUCUGGCCUAUCACAGCCUGGGGAAUCUGCAGGACUUCCUCACAGCCAACAUACUGAACUGGGAGGAACUUACCGCCAUGGCAGGAAGCAUUGCUAAAGGAUUAGCUCAUCUCCACAGUGACACAACCCUGCAUGGGCUACCAAAGGUGCCAGUUGCCCAUCGGGACCUAAAGAGCAGUAACAUCGUUGUAAAGAACAGGAAAGAAUCGGCGCUGUGUGACUUCGGUCUGGCGUUAAGACUGGAUCUCUCCCUUACUGUGGAUGAUUAUGCCAACAGUGGCCAGGUGGGAACGGCUCGGUACAUGGCUCCUGAGGUUCUGGAGUCCAGGGUGAACCUGGAAGACCUGGAGGCCUUUAAACAGAUGGAUGUUUACUCCAUGGCUCUGGUUCUGUGGGAGAUGGCCUCCCGCUGUGAUGCCAUUGGAGAGGUGAAGGGCUAUGAGCCAGCUUUUGGUUCCAAAGUUUGUGAGCAACCCUGUGUGGACAGCAUGAGAGACCUGGUGCUGAGGGACAGAGGACGGCCAGAAAUCCCCUCAGCGUGGACGCAGCACCAGGGCAUGAACGUUUACUGUUCCACCAUCACUGAGUGCUGGGAUCAUGACCCCGAGGCCAGGCUGACGGCCCACUGCGUGGUGGAGCGCUUCAACGCCCUGCAGCAGGCCGAGGAGGAGGAGGAGGAGGAGCAGCGGGGAGGAGAGGAGGGUGAGGAGGAGGGAGGAAGGCAGGACCAAGAACAGGAGAAAUAACUUGAGGUGAUGACGAAAGAGAUAAGGAGAUAUGCUGGAGACUCAAGAUAAUUCUGGAGUUGCUUUUUUACCCCUGCCUCUCUCCUCCUCCUCACCCCAUCCAAUCCCAGAGGGAGAGGCUACAGAAAUAUCCCAUGGUUCACUUCUUCAGUCCAGUUCCCAGUCUCUCUGCCUUUUUUCAUCCUGUUGCUGGCUGUGUUCACACUCUCUGAGUAAACUUUUACAUUUCAAAUAGAAGUUCUUGAACAGUUAUUUAUAUGUGGAGGCGAAUGAGUGAGUAAAAGAGCCACAUAAUCUUUGACUGAUAAAGGAGUCGGGGCAUCCAGUCAUGCUGGACGAUGUUACAGGCAGCAUAACAUUGUCCAAGGCUCCUCCAGUCUUUCACACCGGUCACAUGUGCUCAGGGUGAACCUUCUCUCAUCUGUGAAAAGUCCAGGGCAGACAGACCUGCCAGUCCUGAAGUUCUGUGGAAGAUGCUGAUCAAACUCCACAGUGCCGGGCAGUGAGCACAGGGACAACUACAGGACGUUUAAACGACAUGGGAUCUGUUUCUGGUUCUGUGGUCAGAGACGGUCACAGCAGGGCUCAUCCCGUUCAUUUUCCCACAGAGCAGCAGAUACCAGUCCUCCUGAUGGGGCUGGAACUCUCUACAGCCCUGUCCAGCUCUGCCUGACUCCUGGAAUCUCCCCCAUUGCUUUUUCAAUCUGUGCUGGGAGACAUAGCAGGCCUGCUGGCACGGAUGGAUGUGCCAUCCUGGAGGAUUUGGACUGCCUGCUCUACCUGUGUAGGUUCCAGGAAUCGCCUCAUGCUUGCAGUCGUGGCACUGCCCAACGCAAAGUGCAAAGCUCGUGAAAAACAGGCAAAAAAGAGGAGGAGGCAAAAAAAAAUGGGGGUCGUCUCAUUGUUGCCCCUCUAUUGCAACUAAGCAGCUGUAACUGAUUAAAAACUCCCUCUGCCACUUAACAGACCAGAUCAAUAUCCCAGAUGUUUGGACUCAAUGCGAUACUUUGAUUACAAAGUGUUCCUUUAUUUUUUGAGAAAUAUGUAUGUUAAAAUAGUAUUGAAGUAUUCUGUUUUGGGCAUUCAUUUGAGCCUUUUUUGUCGAGGAAAUGCCAGAGUAUCAGUUUUGAAGGAGAUAAAGUGUAAUCAGUAUGAAACAAUGUUAAAUACUCAGAUAAAAAGAACCCGGAAACUACAAUGAGGACGUGUCCAGAAGAGACUGGACACUGGAGUCCCUGAGAGAGACUGAUGAAAAACAGCCCAACUCCAGGAUUUUACACCAAAAUGAAUGAAUUAACAAUCUUUAAGCAAACUGGCACAUGCAAAUACAUCCCUAAAUGUCUUUCACACGGCAACUGGAUUCUUGUGAUUUGCAGUUGUGGAUGAAUCCAUCUGGCCAGGAUUUAGGAAGUUUUGUCUUUGGCUAAAACCUGACAGCCUGUUCCCGUCAGUGUCUGAUACCGGGGGUGAUGGGUUGGCACUGUUUUGGGGCAGAACCUAAUGAUUAAAACCCCCUCAUGGAUGAUUGCCAUGGAGAUUCCCUGGACGGCUUCUCCAUGGGUGCUGCAGUCUAAUAGCACAAAUGUACAUGCCAAUUUGACUUUACUUAAAUUUGAUUUCCCCUUAAUGCAGUCUAUGUAUUUUGUGUAUGUGGUGUCUUUGUCUUUCAAGUCCUUUAUAACCUCUGCAAAAGCUUUUUGUUGAAACUUCAGAGGAUGAGUAAUAAACGUUUUACAAUCUGAGAUUCCAGGAUUGUUAAAGAUGCUACAAUUCAUCCUGGAUGGAAAAUGAGUACCUGAACCUCAAGUGGGUGUAAAACUAAAGGCUUGGGCAUUUCUGAAUCCGACUGGAACAGCUGAAUUUGAUUGCAAUUUCAGCCCAAAUCAUUUCUGCUAUUUCUUUUUUAAAUGCAAACUAUAUAUGGUUUGCGUUGGAAGGAUUUCGUCCCGCAAAGACAAUAACUGACGCAAAUCUAAGGAAGCGUUAUCAUGCUGGUCGCUGAGCAGAAAGACAUUAUGAUUAUUAAUAGAUCUUAUGAUCUCUCUUUGCUAUAUCCUGGAUUUCUAACGGACAGAGAGGACAGAAAUAAACCAAAGACUGACUUUUGUCCCACACAGCAAGUUAGCAGUGAAGAGCUGUGACUCCUGAAACUGUCAGAGAUCUGCUGGCAGACAUGCACAGGAAAACUACCGGUAUUUGUUGUGUGAAAAGGAUUCAUUUGCUGGAGCUGGUCUCCAUUUUGUUGUGAUGUCAUUCUUUAAAUAUCAUUACUAUCAUACACGUGUAUAAAUAUACAGGAGUGAAAACUGUUUUCUAUCUUUUAGACCUGUGUAAAAAUCAAACAGUGCACACGGUGAAUUAACGGUGGCUUUUCCACGUUCAGGCCCAGAAUCACUGUUAGGAACUUAGAUAUUAAUUCGACAUAAUUACCUGAGACAUUUUGUUAUUUCCAAGAGUAAACAUGGAAAGGAAAGUAAUCCAAAUUCCAGUUUCUAAAUGACUGAAUAUAAACACUGAAAGGAUCCAGGGACUAACUAUAUAAAUGUAGAAAACCACUAAGAAGUGGAAAAACAGUAUCUGCAGCUUGUGUACUUUGUUUGACAAUAAAGUUUGUUCUGU